Molecule: messenger RNA, 1475 nt
Organism: Enhydra lutris kenyoni (northern sea otter)
Lineage: Eukaryota; Metazoa; Chordata; Mammalia; Carnivora; Mustelidae
Product: tRNA aspartic acid methyltransferase 1
Exons: 11
Coding region: 19-1191 (390 amino acids)
Molecular function (GO): methyltransferase activity
Source: RefSeq, a predicted model, not a curated record
GGCGGCGGCGGCGUGGGCAUGGAGCCCCUGCGCGUCCUGGAGCUGUAUAGCGGCAUUGGAGGCAUGCAUCAGGCGCUGAGAGAAAGCUGUAUACCUGCACAAGUGGUGGCUGCCAUUGAUGUAAACACUGUUGCUAACGAAGUAUACAAGUACAAUUUUCCUCACACACAGUUACUGGCCAAGACAAUCGAAGGCAUAACACUAGAAGAGUUUGACAAAUUGUCUUUCAAUAUGAUUUUAAUGAGCCCUCCCUGUCAACCAUUCACCAGAAUUGGCCUGCAAGGUGAUGUGACUGACCCAAGGACAAAUAGCCUCUUAUAUAUCCUAGAUACUCUCCCAAGAUUACAAAAAUUACCGAAAUAUAUUCUUUUAGAAAAUGUUAAAGGCUUUGAAGUAUCCUCUACAAGAGACCUGUUAAUACAAACAUUAGAAAAUUGUGGUUUUCAGUACCAGGAAUUUCUGUUAUCUCCAACAUCUCUUGGCAUUCCAAAUUCAAGGCUCCGGUAUUUCCUUGUUGCAAAGCUUCAGUCAGAAUCAUUACCUUUUCAAGCCCCUGGUCAGGUACUGACGGAGUUUCCCAAAAUUGAAUCUGAACAUCCAGAAAGAAAUACAAUAGAUGCAGAAAAUAAAAUGGAAAGGAAAAUUGAACCAAAUAUUUGCUCUGAUAAGAGCAGACAGUGUUCUGGAAAAGAGGCCAUUCUUUUUAAGCUCGAAACUGUAGAAGAAAUUGACCGGAAACAUCACCAGGACAGUGAUCUCUCUGUGCAAAUGCUAAAAGAUUUUCUUGAAGAUGAUGUUGACAUGAAUCAGUAUUUUUUACCGCCAAAGUCAUUGCUGCGAUAUGCUCUUUUGUUUGACAUUGUGAAGCCCACGUGCAGAAGGUCCACAUGCUUUACCAAAGGUUAUGGAAGCUACAUAGAAGGGACAGGAUCUGUGUUACAGACCACAGAGGAUGUGCAGAUUGAGGAUAUCUACAAAUCCCUUACCAAUUUGCCGCAAGAAGAAAAGAUAACAAAAUUGUUAAUGCUUAAACUUCGGUAUUUCACUCCUAAAGAAAUAGCAAAUCUCCUUGGAUUUCCUUCAGAGUUCGGAUUUCCCGAGAAGAUAACAGUGAAACAGCGUUAUCGUCUACUUGGAAAUAGUCUCAAUGUGCAUGUAGUAGCUAAACUAAUCAAAAUCCUGUGUGAAUAAUUUAAAAAUGUCUAUGAAAGAUGGUCACAUUAUUUCUUCAUAUCCAGAUGGUAAUUCUAAAAUUCUAUUCUGAAUUGAUUUUGAUGAAAUUCAACUAAACUAUCUUUAUCUCUUUAAAAAGAAGCUUGGAUUUAUCAUAAAAAGGCCAGUUUUUUCCCUGAAUUUGUAUUACUGUAUUUUGUAAAGCAGAAAUUAUUAUUAUGCUUUAGGAGAAUAUAUUUUCAUAUGAAAUUGCUAAAUAUAUCUGUAAAAUAUUCUUUUUUUUUAAGAUUUUUUUUUUUUUU